AAAAGGCAGGGCAGCGUAGGUAGAGCGUCCACUUAACUCCACUCAGAACAAAGACAAACGCUGAGACGAAGCUUCGUGCGUUCAAGGGCAAAGAGGCUCGUCGCAGCAGAGAGUUUGUUGUGACUGUCAGGGCAACAGGAGCUUGGAGGAGCCAAGAAGAGGUGAGCCAAGUCUGGGGAGAUGCUGUGAGGAAGAACGCCAAGUGAUGGAGAUUAAAGCAGGCGCCAGGAGGCCACAGCUAAUCAGGGAAGUGAUGGGAAGGUGCAGACAUUUGGGAAAAGAUGUCAGGCUGCAAAAAGAGACCCCAACUGCCCUGUGGUCAUCAGGGGAUGGCUCAACAAAAAGGAUAGUUCUGGUUUGAAACUCUGGAAGAGAAGAUGGUUUGUCCUCUCUAAUUACUGCCUGUUUUAUUAUAAAGACAGCAGGGAAGAAUCUGUGCUGGGAAGUAUCCCACUCCCGAGCUACAAAAUCCUGUUCUGUACUCCACGAGAAUGCAAGAACAGGAAAUUCACUUUCAAGGUGGUGCACCAGGGAAUGCGGUCCUAUUUUUUCAGUGCUGACACUCAAGAGGACAUGUUGGGUUGGGUUCGAGCCCUGAGUCAAUCAGCCACAAUGGAGCCAGACGCCACAUUGAACAGGCGUUGCUCAAGUUAUCAGGAUUUUACACAGAUAGGUGGCAGCAGUGAGUCAGUGGAUGGUCCCAAAUCCCCUUCAGAGGAGGAGAGUCCCUUACAAAGACAAAAGCAUGUCAGCAGGACCCUGAGUGAGCCAAGUCAGCUUGUCAGUGGGAAGAUGGGGAGGUYCCACUCAGAGCAGAGGGGGAGGCGGAGCAUGCAUCACAGAAACAGGAGCCCCUCAAACAGAACWCCGAGCCCUCCUGAUCUGAACAGAAGAAAAGCAGCUUGUCCAAACAAGGAGGAGGAUGGUGAAAAUGCAACAACAGAGGUCGAAAUGAUGGGGAUGAGUUCUCYAAGCACAAGAGGACAGCUGGGAUCUCGGCCUCAUACACCAGURGGCAGGGUUGACAUUCGACCCCAUGAUGACCCAGCAGGGCCACAGACUCUGUACUACGCACCUGUUUCACCCAAGCUGGAGUUCAAAUCUGCUCCUACCACUCCGGUCACAGAAAGGUGGCAAAGCUUAAGCAAGCCUGCACCCUUAUAUGGUUCUGUUCAUCAGCCAUCAAGUGGGCGAAGACCUUUGGGAAAGAGCCACUCGACAGGGGCAGACUUACUGCCCCCUUUACCCCCCUCGUCAAGAGCUGCACACGCUCUGCACCCCCCACCACACCACCGCCACCAUCACUGCAACCAUUUAUCUGUUUGUGUGCUUCCGCCAGCUAUGGCCUCCAAGCCUGAGCUGAGAGAGCUGCCUGCAAUUCAACCUCUUGAAAGUGACGCAGAUGCUGUGCUAACAAGGUUGUGUGGGUGUGACAAGCUGCUACAGUCUCUGUCUGUAGAACUGACUCAGCUACAAAUGGACAAGGAGCAGUCUCAGGCUCAGAGAGAGCUGUGGAUGAUGGAGGACAUCCUUGCUGGACUGAAGCUCAACAGAGAUAAUUUCUGUUUCCUGCUGGGACUACAGAGACAUCACAUGUUCCAGUCUUCAGUUCCACACCCUGGAUUCCCCAGCUCUGUCACAGAAAGGCUCCAGAGUGGACUGCCGAUGGAUAUAGAACAAGAGCCCCCAGUCCGCCCACCUUUACCCAUGGAGCUCCAGGAGAACCAUCUAAGUCGGGAUCCAAGCUGGUCAGAGUCUCCAUAUGAGGGAAUCUACUGCCAGGCUGAGGAUCCCGUAGACAGAAGAGGAACCGCUCAGCCUGACCUCCUUAACGUGAAGACACAGAGAGAUCCAGACUCUCAGUCUGGUUCAAAGUGGAUCCCACCAGACCCAAGCAACCAAUCAACAAAGAAGAUGAAAACAAAGAUGACUGAAGAGGAGCAGAUUGAGAGGAUGAAGAGAAAUCAGGAGAGGAUGACUCAUAGGAAGAAACCUUCAGUAGCUGCUCAGGGACCUCUGAAUCAAAGUUCAGAAACAAGAGAGGAGGCCCCGUUUCCCUUAAGGGUGACACGAGUCGUAACAGCUGUCCUCCCAUCCUCGCUCGUGGCUAGAAAAGUUUCUGUCGAGGACCCGCCACCUGAACUCGACGCCCCGCUACCCGAACAGAUCCCACCUGAGACCCAGCAACGACCGACUGAACUGGCCAACAAACCAAGGCGGUUGCUUUCGGAGARCCAAGACUCGGGCCAGUCCUUUGUUGAGCUGCACCAGGACCAGCCUGUUAAAAAGACAAGCAGGCAACAACAUCAGGGAAAACCCAGGCCCUUCAGGAUGGAGUCACUGCCAGAGGGGAGCAGAGCUGAUGGAACUGAGGCUUCAAGCAGUUUAGUUCAAGACCCACCCAGAUCAGGAGGAAGUGAAAGCUUGGAUGUCAGGGCAGAGGACACGUCUUCUGCACCUCCUACUCCAGACUUGAACCCUGACCUCAGUCUGAGCCCUGAGCAGCGAGAUGCCAAGCUCAGACGAGUCGAACGAAUACGAGAACGAGUCAUGCGCAGCGCAGUCAGAGAGAGUGUAACUACAGACAAUCAACAUCCGGUCAGGGCAAGGAAGAAGGAGGUUCAUCAGGUGCCCAACAGCAUGGCUAAGAAAUCAAGGAUGAAAGCAGGCAAUGAAAGCUGUCUGGCURACAUGAGUGGUUCUGCAGAGCUGCAGCUUUCUAGAGCAACAUCUCAGGAUCGUGAUGAAGAGAAUCAACAUGUUAGCAAAUCAAAAAUUCAGGUCAAGCUUGAGAACAGAGCACAGCAGAGUGGAAAAUCAGGGGUUGCCAACAGUAAAAUCAAACGCCCAGCCUCUCCCUAUCACAUCUCAUCUGUGGUCUUCCACCAAAAAGAUGGAGGCAAAAGAUUUAUAGACCUCAGUCCAGAUGAACAGCAGAAGAUUGAAGAAGAUGAUUACAAUCAUUUUAAGUCUUCAGAUCUGAGAGCUCAGUGGUUCCUUUCCACAAACCAGUGGCAGGGUUUCAUGCCUUUACAGAUCCCUGCUUCAGAACCAAUAUCUGACACCAACAAGCAGGCACACAUUUCUGAUGAGCUUACCGAUCCCAAUGAGUUUUCAUCUGCAGUGAGUGAAAGCCUGAAAAAAAUGAAGGAGAACCAUUCCCUCUUUUAUAAGAUUGCAUGUGACAUCAGCAUUUCAGACUCAGACAUAACAAAGAACGACGAACAAGCAUCAGGACCAGAAGCGGAAGAGGAGUUGUUCAUUUCUGAAUCAGAGUCGACCAGGGGUGUUGGAACACCAUCUGACCAAAAGUGCAAUGAUUCAAAUCGGCCAGUGAUUGAAAACAGUCUAAUAGUUAAUGACAAAACCCAAAACUCAACACAUCAAAUGCAGAACGAGGUUUUGGUCAGUCCAACAUGUGAUUGUGGAGAAACAACUCCAGAAGAAUCUGAGGACAAAUCAGAGGAAAUUCUUAAAACUCUACAUGAAGCCGGUGAUCCAAACAGAAAUUCUGAUCGAACACCAGUCGACAGUUCAGAGACAAAAGAAGAAUGCUGCUUGAAGAAAGUGCUGGAAGACCUCAAAGAGGACCAAGAGAAACAAGAGGAAUGGAAAAAAUGUGCAAGUUUGAGAAAGGAGAACAACAUGAACGAGCAAGAUCAAGGCAACAAACUUUCUGUCAGUCGAUCAAACACUACAUACGAAGGGGGUGGUCUGAUCCGGAGCGCGUCUUUUGGAAAACCGAGAGUCACCGUAAUAAGGACAAGUUUGUAGAAGCAAGAAGUACGGGGCGCCAAGUGUUAAAUGAAAUGUUAGAAAAAAAACUAGUGAUUGUCUCAGGAUGAUGACAUCAUAGCAAAAGCCACUCACAACAGCAAAGGCUGUG
Messenger RNA from Austrofundulus limnaeus, 3886 nucleotides. RefSeq names its product pleckstrin homology domain containing A4 (gene plekha4). Lineage: Eukaryota; Metazoa; Chordata; Actinopteri; Cyprinodontiformes; Rivulidae. The record is from RefSeq and is a predicted model, not a curated record.